CAAAAACAAACAAUCUUUCAUUUUAAGUCACCAGAAAAGUUGACCGACAAUCAGUGAUUGAUCGGUGCAAUGGCGAGGUAUAAUCGGACGGGCACAAAUAGGAGCCUGGAGAGCCUGCUCGACAUGGAUAAGUCAUCGCAGGUGGCGAAAACCGUGAUGAGGCAGACAAACAGGAGGACGAUACCGGGACAGGGUCUGGAAUUCAACAACCUAUCUUACAGUGUGAUAAAGAAGCAGAAGAAGGAUGGUGUUUGGAUCACAAAAGAAGCUUAUCUUCUCAAUGAUAUAUCUGGGCAGGCCAUUAGAGGUGAAAUCAUGGCCAUUUUAGGACCUAGUGGUGCUGGCAAGUCCACUUUUCUUGAUGCCUUGGCUGGGAGGAUUGCUCAGGGCAGCCUUGAAGGGUCUGUUAGGAUUGAUGGCAAGCCUGUCACGACUAGCUACAUGAAGAUGAUUUCAUCUUAUGUGAUGCAAGACGAUCAACUCUUCCCCAUGUUGACUGUCUUUGAGACCUUCAUGUUUGCCGCUGAGGUCCGACUCCCACCUUCCAUUUCCAAGCUUGAGAAGAAGAAUAGAGUCUUCGAGCUCCUCGACCAACUCGGCUUACAGAGUACAACACACACAUAUAUCGGCGAUGAAGGAAGGAGAGGAGUGUCAGGAGGUGAGCGCCGGAGGGUUUCUAUAGGGAUCGACAUAAUCCACAAACCGUCCCUCUUGUUUCUCGAUGAACCGACCUCUGGUCUCGACUCGACAAGUGCUUACAGUGUGGUGGAAAAAGUGAAGGCUAUCGCUCAAAGCGGUAGCAUCGUCCUCAUGACCAUCCACCAACCUUCCUUCCGAAUCCAAAUGCUCCUCGACCGCAUCACCGUCCUUGCAAGAGGGAGAUUGGUAUAUUUGGGAAACCCAACUGCACUUCCUGGUCAUCUCUCUGGAUUCGGACGGCCGGUUCCAGAUAGUGAGAACAGCCUCGAAUAUCUCCUUGAUGUUAUCAAAGAGUACGACGAAUCAACAGUGGGGCUUGAUCCACUUGUGGUGUACCAGCGCGAUGGCAUCAAACCCAAUCAAGUGGCCAGGACCCCUGUACCGAGAACACCCAAAACCAAAACUCUGAGAACUCCUCGGACUCCUCAUGGAAGGACACCUGUAUCGAGGCAUAUGAUCAGCCUGCGUAGCAAUCAAUUCUCCACUGGAAACGCAACGCCUCGAUUGGACUCUGGGCAAUUUGAUUAUGAUGAUGAUGACGACGAUGAUGAUUUUGACAACUCCCUAGAACGCAAGAGCGCUCCAACACCUAUGCACCCAUCAAGCGGUGUCUAUAAUCCCCGCUUGGCUUCUCAUUUCUAUAAAGAUUUCUCGGUUUGGUUGUACCAUGGUGUCACGCGGACUUCUCGUCACCAACCUUCAUGGACCCCGGCAAGAACCCCGGGACGCACACCUGGGAAGACACCUGUCUCCGGUGCAAGAAGUCAAGUUUCAAGCCGAUAUCCAACACCUCAGCAAACACCUAUGCCAACCCCUUCUCGGACAAAGACACCGGUAGUCUUCAGCCAAGCAUCACCGUCAACGAAUCAAUAUGAGCCUUCUUAUGAAGAUUUUGACAUAGAAGAAGUGCUUGAUGUGUCAGAUCACGGACCCAAAUUCGCAAAUCCGUGGCUCCGUGAGGUUGCGGUUCUCUCGUGGAGGAACGCACUUAACGUGGUCCGCACACCAGAAUUAUUCCUUUCCCGUGAGAUUGUUUUGACAGUUAUGGCUCUCGUUCUAGCCUCCCUCUUCAAAAAACUACACAAUGAUGACUUCAAAACCAUCAAUCGGCUCCUCAACUUCUACAUCUUCGCAGUCUGCUUAAUCUUCUUUUCAUCCAAUGACGCUGUCCCUACAUUCAUCCAAGAACGAUUCAUCUUCAUCCGAGAGACUUCCCACAACGCUUAUCGAGCUUCAUCAUAUGUCAUUUCCUCCCUCAUUGUCUACCUCCCCUUUUUUGCCAUUCAAGGUUUCACAUUCGCUGCGAUCACCCAUUUCAUACUUCAUCUCCGAAGCAGUCUCAUUAACUUCUGGCUCAUCCUUUAUGCCUCACUGAUCACUACUAACGCUUACGUGAUGCUCGUUAGUGCACUUGUUCCGAGUUACAUCACUGGUUACGCAGUCGUGAUCGCCACAACAGCUCUUUUCUUCCUCACUUGCGGCUUCUUCUUGAAGGCGUCUCAGAUACCCAAGUACUGGGUGUGGCUCCAUUACAUUUCUGCAAUCAAGUACCCAUUUGAGGCCAUGCUAACAAACGAGUUCAAGGGUAAGCAAUGCUAUUCUGGCAACGCAGCAGAUCUUUCGCCUGGUCCUUUGGGAGCAUUGAAGAUCAGCAAACUACACAGGGAUUCCCUAGAACUGAGUAACUGCACAUUGAUUGGAGAAGAUGUUCUGUACACCAUGGACAUUACACUGAAGAACAUCUGGUACGACAUUCUCAUAUUGUUGGCGUGGGGGGUCCUUUACCGUCUCUUCUUCUAUCUGGUUCUCAGAUUCUAUUCCAAGAAUGAGAGAAAAUAAAUCACUCGUAUCUGAUUGCAAAUGUUGUGUUUUUAUUUCAUGUGUCUUGUAACUCUAAGACUACAUUUGGAAGAAUUAUCAACGAAGGAAAUUCACAAAUCAAUGUUAGAAUGACCAUCUAUAUUUGAACUCUAGUUUCCAUAUCAAGGAAAUAAAUGCCAAAAAUAUAUAACCAUUCCAUCUUUUCUAUAAUAUAA
This is a messenger RNA of Camellia sinensis, 2735 nucleotides long. RefSeq names its product ABC transporter G family member STR. Gene Ontology annotation, molecular function: ATP hydrolysis activity; ATP binding; ABC-type transporter activity. Gene Ontology annotation, cellular component: membrane. The record is from RefSeq and is a predicted model, not a curated record. Gene Ontology annotation, biological process: transmembrane transport. NCBI's taxonomy places the organism in Eukaryota, Viridiplantae, Streptophyta, Magnoliopsida, Ericales, Theaceae.